GUAAAGGGAGAAACGUUUCAGAGUGCGCAUGGGAGUCGGUCGGAGCGCGCGUGCCAAUGUCCGACCGCGCGCCCCGCGCUUAAUAUAAAAGCAUCCAAUCCAAAAAUAUAAAUAAUAAUUAAACAGAAACCGAAGUCAGGCUCAAAGGAACAAAGAACAAAUUCGAAUAACAAAACGGAACUCGAUAGUAACAAAAUGAAGUCGUUCGAAAUCCGAACUUAGCGCCAUAUUUGAACGUUUUGGCGAAAUUUUCAAAUUUUGGAUUCUGGAUUCGCGUUCCGUUACGCGCUUGUUUCUUGUUUUUUUUUUUUUUGAACAGUGAAGUUUUAUUUUUGUGCUUUGGAAUAUUCUUUUUUCUGUUUUUUUUUUGUUAUAUUUCGGUUCAAACGCACCACGGACAUGUUGUUGAACUGGUACAUAUAAAAAUGGCCGAUAUAAACAAUUGCACCACAAAAGCUUAGCGCGUUAGAAAAAGAUAGCAGCACACGAAAACUUCAUAAAAGAGCGCCAAAGAAAAGGACACAAGAUGUCGUUAGUGGCGCCGAGGAGAGUUCAACUGGACUGGACAAAUGCCAUACCUUGGGAACAGGAACCUUGCGAGAGGCAGUCUUCCUUCAAAGAGAAAGCGCCUCACCAAUCUGAUAAUAGAUCUGAGUCUUCGACUUCGUCUGCCGACACAGCAUCGCAGGGCUCCGGUUCUGCCGCUCCGGUACAGCGUCAAACAAGAAAUGAACCACAGAGGGAAGUGCGGCGUGAGGAAGCCGCCAGCGCCCAGCCCCGCAUCCAAGCCAACCCACUACUAAGGUCCCGCACCCUACCGAACUUCGGCGGUCGCGUGUCGAGGGAGGCGUCCCGCUGCGACACGUCCCGCCGCGCGCACCACAUCACGAUGGCCUCCGAGGACCUGCUGCAGCCGGGACACGUCGUCAAGGAGCGAUGGAAGGUGGUGAAGAAGAUCGGAGGAGGGGGCUUCGGCGAGAUCUACGAAGGUCUGGACUUGGUCACCCAGGAACAGGUGGCUCUGAAGGUUGAAUCGGCCCGACAACCUAAACAGGUGCUGAAGAUGGAGGUGGCCGUGCUGAAGAAACUUCAAGGCAAGGAGCACGUGUGUCGAUUCAUAGGAUGCGGCAGGAACGCGAGGUUCAAUUACGUCGUGAUGCAGCUGCAGGGCAGGAACCUGGCCGAACUCAGGAGAGCUCAGCCGAGGGGGGCGUUCUCCCUCUCCACUACUUUAAGAUUAGGACUGCAAAUACUCAAAGCCAUAGACUCAAUACAUUCGGUCGGAUUUUUACAUAGAGAUAUUAAGCCGAGUAACUUCAGCAUAGGUCGUCACCCGUCAAACUGCCGCAAGGUGUACAUGCUGGACUUCGGCCUGGCGCGGCAGUACACCACCAGCAACGGGCAGGUGCGGCCCCCCAGAGCGGCGGCCGGUUUCAGAGGCACCGUGAGAUACGCAUCGAUCAACGCGCACAAGAAUAAGGAGAUGGGACGUCACGACGAUCUGUGGUCUCUCUUCUACAUGCUGGUGGAGUUCGUCAACGGGCAGCUGCCCUGGAGGAAGAUCAAGGACAAGGAGCAGGUCGGUCUGAUGAAAGAGAAAUACGACCACCGCCUCCUCCUGAAGCAUCUCCCGUCGGAGCUGCGCCAGUUCCUGGAGCACGUACAGCAGCUGGAGUACGCGGACACGCCGGACUACGCCAUGCUGACCUCGCUGCUGGAGAGGUGCUGCAAGAGGAGGGGCAUACGGGACUCCGACCCCUACGACUGGGAGAAAGAGGCCGUCUGCGUGUCCCGGACGCGAGCCUCCGUCCAUCCGGCGCCGGAGCACGCGCUGCCGACCGAAACGCAACCGGACAUUAGCCGGCGGCGUCCCGACACGGAGCUGACGGCGGCCGUGGCGACGGACACGCAGACGAAUCCACAGAAAGACAAGCCCGUGGAGAAGCGGGCGUCCCCCGCUUCUCCCGCGUCCCCCCGCCACGCAGCGCACGCGCCGCACGCGGCCCACGGACCGCACCAGCACAACGGCUAUUCCACCACCGAGAAGCCGACCGUGGAAAAGGAGGUGGAAGUCAGAACGACACCAGCGCCCUCGCCCGACAGACAUGCCAAGCAAGAGACGAGUAAUGCGGCGCUGACCGCGGGUGCCCGGCCGGAGCGCCAAAGCGUCCCGCCGUGCAAGCCAAGGCCCCCCGCCCCCGGAGGUCCGACCCUGGCGCGGCUGCGCGUAGUCACGGCGCCGCCCACCUGCGUGCAGGACCUCGCGCAUACUCCGCCCACGCCCGGCGAAUCUGUCAGUCCCAGGAUAGUGGCUGACGUUGACAGCAUGCAUUCGGACACGCAUUUCAAGCGCGCAGGGCGGCGGGCGGCCCGCGCUCGCGCCGACCAGAGCUACACGCAGUUCGCCGUCAUGGACGACGAGAACGUCUCCGCCCUGCAACAGGUGACGAAGGGUGGCGCUCUGACGCUGGUCUCGCUGUGGAAGUCGCAGUUCGACGACUCCGAGGAGACAACCGACAACGAGUGGAAACAGGAGCAGUUACAGUCGCCGGAGCACCGCUGCGGGCGCGUGUCGAGCUGCUCGCGCACGCAGCCGCAGCACUCGCAGUCCGCGCACACGGCGCUGCACCAGCAGCAGCCGCCCCCCGCGCCGCCCGCCCCGCAGCCGCCGGUACGUGGCGCCCGACUGUACUGUGUGCAGCCGGAUCCGCCUCCUCCGCCGUCUCCUCCUGUCCCAACGGUGCGACCGCCGGCUCCCCCGCGCCCCCCUCCCGCCCCCCGCUGUCUGUACAUACCGGGAAUCGACGCCUACCCACGACUGCAACCCACGCUGCCGCGCUGCUGGUCGCUGCCCGCAAUAGGUGAGCACAUCAGGUCGCUGAGCGCGCCGCUGGUGCAGCAGGCGUCGUUCGACGGCGUCGGGUACCGUGUGGACGUGAUGCGGGGCGUCGCCGCCAGGAUGACGCGCGCGCCCGCCACGCCGCCGCCGCGCGCACGCACGCUGCCCAGUCUGUCGAGUUCGAGCAACUCCGCGCCCGGGGCUGAAGUCCGCCCGGCGAAGCCCUGCGAGGCGGAGGGCGCCACGGUCUCCAGCCGGCUCGAGAUCCGGGUCAGGCCGGCCCCGCACGACAGCGCUUCGCCCCACCACUCCGUUAAAAUUCACUCUGUAGUGUGCGGGGGCGAAGGCCUGAGACCGAACCACGAGGAGGCGUCGGUCUACUACGACGCCACAGAGCACCAGAGAGACAAACGGUCCUCGACACGCAGCGUCGAGAAGAGCCACAGCCCUGCCGUGGAGCGCACCAAGCUGGACUCAGUGCCUGACAGGAGCUGCAUAGCAUUUAUCAAGAGGGACAUCAGGGAGGCGACCAGCGGCGCCGGCGACGCCUCCCAGAGCCUGAGAGAUCGAUCAUCAGGCAGCGCCAGCACGUCGCGCAUCCCCGUGGCCAGCGCGGAGCACCGCCUCGCCAAGUGCGCCUCCUGGAGCGGCGACGGACCGCUCUGCGCCGACCUCACGCCCGCAUUGAGGAGACGAAGGCAGAAUGCGAAUGAGAAGUACGCCGCGGACCCCGCCCGGGAGCUGAACCUUCGGUUCGCGAGACCGCGGCACCGGCAGCCGCAGCAGCACCCCAGGGCCGGCGCGCACAGCUCCUCGUCGUCGGGCUCCCCGCCCCCCGCUCCCCCUGCGCCCGCCGCCGCGCCCCCCGCGUCCGCCGGCGCGCCGCACAACGCCGCGCGCGCCCGCCGCUUCCGCCCGCUAUCCAUCGCCCCCUAGGAUCUCUUGAUGACGUCACAGCGAAGAAGGACCCCCCCGGACCUCGGACUUGUAUAAACGUGUGACAGCAAACUGUCCCCUCGGCGGUCCGACACGGGGACCGCUUAAUAUCGCCGGGCGUGUACGCGAAUCUCGAUUGUAAAUGUUUAAUUUUAUCGUUGAGGCACUGUAAAUGGUGAUUUUUUUGAAGAAAGACGCGUAAUGUGUUUGUAGAUAUGUUUUUACGCUUCUCGACUUAGCGUCGGCAGAGCGGUCUGCUCGUUACUAAAGUGCGAUUGGAGAGCAUGCAUGACUUUACGUGCGGACUGGCUUCGCAUCGGCAGUCCGUCGACGCGUGGCUGGAGCGAAUCCGAUCUUGUUCUUCGCUUAGCAUCGACUGUACAGUAUUCUAGUCUUCGCCAUUCGAAAACAUAUUAAAAAGCUUUAAAAAAAGCUCAUGAAGUCAGAAGCAUAAAGUUUGAUCCGCUGUCUCCCGAAAUUGCUUUUAUCUGGAUUUGUGGGUAGUUUUUUUUUUUCGAUAAUAUUUUUUAAUGAAAUCCCCUCUGAAUCCAAAUACUUGCAUAGAGUAUAGUGUGCACCAUAAAGUACUAAUGAAACGCAGUGAAAUUGGUUAGGACAAUUUGCGCGCCCCCUAUCAUACACCAACGGUAUUAUAACGGGACUUCCCCGGAUAACAACUGUACCAGAUUAUGUCGCAAUCGGACGAGCUGCUUACAAACGGACAUACAAACGUUCUAUUAUUACUAUAUAUAUUUUUAUUGCUUAUAUGGGUGGACGGGCUCACUGCCCACCUGGUGUUAAGUGGUUACUGGAGCCCAUAGACAUGUACAACGUAAAUGCACAACCCACCUUGAGUUAUGGGUUCUAAGGUCUAAAGUUCUAAGGGCAAAACACAAAAAUACACGGUCCAGAAUUUGUGGCAGAUUCAAAAAACAUUCGGUGUAUAGAGGAGAAUGAAUCUAUGAUUUUCAACAAGCAUUUGACUUCACAGCUCUCCGAUAUAUAUAAGACACAUUAUGGGGGGUAGCAUUAAAAAAUUUAAACAUACUUAUCGAGGGGUGAAAAGCUGUUUGGCUUGAACGACAUUUCGCUUAACACGCGACAUUUAUCUUUGUAAUUAAAUAUGCGUUUUACUGGUGGUAGGACCUCUUGUGGGUCCGCGCGGUCAGGUACUACCACCCUGCCUAAUUCUGCCGUGAAGCAGUAACGCGUUUCGGUUUGAAGGGUGGGGCAGCCGUUGUAACUAUAGUUGAUAUCUUAGAACUUAUAUCUCAAGUUGGGUGGCGCAUUUACAUUGUAGAUGUCUAUGGGCUCCAGUAACCACUUAACACCAGGUGGGCUGUGAGCUCGUCCACCCAUCUAAGCUUGGUUCAGAACUUCCAUUAAGUUUAAUCUAUUCAAAUAGCUGAAGAAGUUUUUUUUAAUGAUAUAAAUCUAAAUUUUUAAUUGCUCUCCUGUAAUGUUGCAAAAUUUUCACUUAAACCAAAUAUCCUUUCGCCCCUCGAUAUGUGUUCAAUAUUGAGUAAGUCUUGAAACGCGUUUUAAGCUCGAUGGAGCUUUGAAUGUUUUCCGUAAGUUCGCCAAAAACGACUUCCGACUAUGGCACGAUUCGUGAUCCCAAUAGAAACAAUUGGUCGUUCAAAAUGAAAGUACAAUUUAAGUCAAAUCCUUUGAACAACGUUACGUGUUUUGUAUCUAAUUAAAUAAUUUAGCGUUUACAAACAAAAAUAAAUAAAAAUAUUAUAAUAUAAAAUGAACAACGUAAAUUUUAACGUUAUAUUAUAAAUAUAUUUUUUAAAUGAUGCGGUAGCUUUCAUCAAGUUUACGUCUGUGAAAAUGGUGAUAAAUUUCCUUAAAAAGUUCAGUAAAAUAUAUAUAUAUAUAUAUAUUAUCAUGUGAAAUGAUGUUUAGACGCCAUUACGUUCUAGUCUCGCUGUUUAGUUUAGUUUUAAAACAACAAAUUCGUUAUGAUAAUUAUAAACGAAAUAUAUAAAUGAAUAGGUAAUAAGGUCUUCGAGAAGGUGUUGCUACGUUUUGUUUGUAUUUAUUUGGCUGGCAACACCGAGCUUGGUGCUGCCAGCGUCCGCAGCUCGUUGCUCACCGAACAUUGCAACACCGGUUUUAAUUUUAGAGUUAAUGUGGAACAUUACGAUUGGAUAAUGCCGCGCCUGUAUGCAAACACUUCGUUUCCACGCAAAUCAAUACUUGCAUUUCAUUAACACUAAUCAUACCAACACUUACUGGUACCUAUUUCUACCGUACCAAAAUAAACAAAUAAAAAUAAAAUAUAAUUGCUGUAGAUCAAUUGGUAAGAAAAAUCAUGGAGUCAAACGUGAAAAAGCCAUAAGUUGUUAUGUGAAUUUACAAUGCAUACGUUCAAAUUGCGUCACUUGGCCCGCUAUGGUAUGCUUAGUGUUAAUCUGAUUGAAUUUCUGUAUGGCCUUUACAAUUCAUACAAAAAAUGAGGCCAUCAUCGUAAAAGUGGCCUAACCCACAAUUUUUCAAAAUUGGUGCUUCUAAAUAGCAAUUUAUCUGAAACAAAAGAAAUUUUGACGCCAAAACCGACCUAUCCCUAGUUUCAGUGAUAGAUAACAGAUAGCGUUGUAAACAUUAUUUUCGCGCGUAUUGUCUUUGCCUACGAAGCGGUGUAAAAGUAAAUUCGGCCCUCAUUAACUCCAUACUAACUAUGAUAAGCUUAGGCCAAUUUUGCGCUGGCUGCCUCAAAUAUAAAUUAGCGCGGUUUUUUCUGUCAAACGUUCUAGUCUAAUGCGACUUCCGUCUUCUAGGGAAUAAAAAUAAAAUAAAUACAAUAUUUAGAAACAUAUUUUUGUCAUACUAUGAAUAAUGUAUAUAAUGAUGAUGUUAAAUAUCGAUAUAUCUGUGUAUAUAUAAUAUCCCACGUACAUAACGAUUAAGUGAGAACAGAAAUAUGAUUGACACACAGUUGACUGUUUAAGUAAAGCCUAUUGUUAUACAUCGGUAAUGAAAAAUUCAAGAAAUGUCGUUGAUUUGUUCGAGAUGAUACAAUCAUCUCGUUAUUACAUCGCACCGCCCACCACCGGAGCAGAGUUCAUCCACAGCGCGUUUCCAGAGAUCUUUUUUGCCACGUACCAUCCGGCUUUGGAAUGAGCUCCCCUCCACGGCAUUUCCCGAGCGCUAUGACAUGUCCUUCUUCAAAUGAGACUUGUGGAGAGUAUUAAGCGGUAGGCAGCGGCUUUGCUCUGCCCCUGGCAUUGCUGACGUCCAUGGGCAACGGUAUCCACUCACCAUCAAGUGGGCCGUAUGCGCGUCUGCCUACAAGGGCAACAAAAAAAAGUUAUCAAUAAAUGGAAAUGGUAUAAAUGGAAUUAUACAAAGCGCCUGGAUUGCCUAACUAUAAUGAAAUGAAAAUGAAUGAAAUGCGUUUACCUCAGGCAACUUAAGCCCAUAAAUGUUCACAUACAAUUACAUAAUUAUUAAAUCAAAAUACCGUACAAUUAAAAUUACAAUUUAUCAGAAUUACUAAGAAUAAAAAUCUAAUCGAAUCAAAUGAAAUUGUAUUAAAAUUAUUAAAAUUAAAAUUAUCAACUACUAAUAUAAAAAUUGCAAUUAAAUAAAUACAAUACUUUAAUUCUACUUAUAAAUAGAUUCGUUAUCAGUAUCGUUCCCGGAGUCUACUCGAUAUUCCGGUGUCUUAGUAACAGAAAUCGACAUAAUUACUUCAGUGCGCCGCGUAGGGCACCGGUGGCCUACACAACAGUGAAAGGAUUAAAUAAACAAUUCAAUUGUGUUCUCACUCAGUCGUUGGGGCAUACACACGGACGCCUGUACGGGAAAUCAUGUUUAUUUGAAUCUAGCGUGAUUGCGCUUUUGUUUUUAAGCAACGCAUGCGAUUUAUCUAACGCGACAUCAGAGCCAAAACGAUCGAAAUGCCCAUUUUAGAACGUCUCAUAAUCAACCGUGAUCCGACUGUCUCAAGCUAUAUUGUUAAACGUCGAUUUGGAGGCGUUAUUUACUUUGUUAGAAAUUAACCGAAUGUAACUUAGAAUUUUAUGGUGAUGUUUGUUAAGUAACAAAAUAUGCACAUAUCGGCUUAGGAUGUCACCGCCGUGAUCCAAUAUAACGUAAGGGCCUUCUAUUAUUAGGUACGACGCUGUCAUCACAGUUUCAUUAUAGCGUAAAAAUAAGCUUUUCGAGAUGAAUGUUGUUAAAAAUUAAGCAAUAAUGAAAAAAUAUUCAAAUAAAAGCAGCGUUAUAAAUUUUGAUAGCAUUUAAUGAAACGAGUUCUAUUCUGUCAGUUACUGUCAAGUGUCAAAGCGAGAGGCGGGAAGUUGAAGACAUGUUUGAAUCUUUUUUUUUAAAUGACAACAGAGUUGGCUGUGGUGUCGAAAACGUAAUUCCUUACAGGUGUCUAUAUUAUUUUGUUAGAUACAUUAAUAUUUAAGUCCGCAUGUAUGUAUAUGGCAGUUUAAAGUUAUUUACGUUAAAAUGUCGCACGCUCGUCUCGUUCGUUCAUUUGCAAUGUAUUUUUUUUUAUAUGUUUACCGAAUGCACAAUGACAUUUAAUAAAAGGUAAUUUUGUCCUUG
This is a messenger RNA of Bombyx mori (domestic silkworm), 8341 nucleotides long. RefSeq names its product tau-tubulin kinase homolog Asator (gene Asator). Gene Ontology annotation, biological process: peptidyl-serine phosphorylation; signal transduction. Gene Ontology annotation, cellular component: cytoplasm; nucleus. Bases 527 to 3775 code for a protein of 1082 amino acids. Lineage: Eukaryota; Metazoa; Arthropoda; Insecta; Lepidoptera; Bombycidae. The record is from RefSeq and is a predicted model, not a curated record. Gene Ontology annotation, molecular function: ATP binding; protein serine/threonine kinase activity. The transcript is spliced from 31 exons.